GUCGCAGAACACAGCGAUGCGGAUAUUGCCUUUUCUUCUCAUUUUCUUUGCAUUUUUGAAAUAUGUUUUCUGCUACUCAGCUUCAAACUUCGCGUGUCCGGGGAUCUGUCAUUGCUCCACUGAAGCGAUCAAAUGCAACAAUACCAUAGAACAGUCCCUUCCAGCCCAAAAAGAUGCGCAAGUGAGACUGACUCUCACUCACCUGCCUCUGAGCAGCCUCCCUAGUUACACCUUUGAUGGGCUAAGCAGAGUCCUUGGAAUUGAAAUCACCCAGAGUGACUCCCUGAGGACCAUAGAGCCCAUGGCGUUCCACAAUCUUUUUAACCUCUCAGAAAUAUUGAUUCAGAACACGAAGAGCUUGAAACGCAUCAGCCAAAGUGCGUUCAACAACCUCCCCAAGUUACGAUAUCUAAGCAUUUCCAACACUGGAAUAUCUCUGUUCCCCGACAUGUCAUCCAUCUCUUCUCUCGAAUCCAGUUUCAUCCUCGAAAUCUGUGACAACCUCCAUCUCGAGUCCAUACCACCAAAUGCUUUUCUUGGAUUAGCAGCUGAACACACCACUAUGAACCUAUACAGAAAUGGCUUCACAGAGAUAAUGGACUACGCCUUCAAUGGAACCAGGAUCAAUAGGCUGGUCCUGAGAAACAACAAGAAUCUGAGAAUAAUUCACAAAAAUGCCUUCAAAGGAGCAGUCGGCCUGGGUGUAUUAGAUGUAUCUAUGACAGCGUUGGAGAGGCUCCCAUCGCACGGCCUGGAGGCCCUUCAGGUGCUGAUGGCCCGGGGAGCCUUUGCCCUGAAGAGCCUCCCCCCAUUGGGGGCUCUGCAGAGUCUACAGGAGGCAUAUCUCACCUACCCCAGCCACUGCUGCGCUCUGAUUGGCUGGAAUGUGCAAAAGAAGUCUUCCUUCUUUGACAUAUGGGAAAAUGGAUCGGCUUAUUGUGAAGAUCGCAUUUCUUCAAAGAUUCCAACCACUGUGGCAGACGCUUCCAUCACACUGCCACUGAAGGCCCCCAUUGUGUCUGAUGUCCUGUCCUCAGAGGAAGAUUCUCAGGCCUUUGACGACAUGGACUUCCAGUACCCCGACUUUGACUUCUGCCAGACCACGAAGGUCCUCCUGUGCACCCCAGAGGCAGAUGCUUUCAACCCCUGUGAGGACAUCGCUGGAUUCAAGUUCCUACGGGUGGCCAUCUGGUUCAUCAAUGUGCUGGCCAUCACAGGCAACCUGACAGUGCUGCUGGUCCUCCUCACCAGCCGUAGCAAGCUGACCGUGCCGCGCUUCCUCAUGUGCCACCUGGCCUUCGCUGACUUCUGCAUCGGCGUCUACCUGCUGAUGAUCGCCGUCGUGGACGCUCGCACCCGUGGCAGCUACAGCCAGCAUGCCAUCGAGUGGCAGACAGGUCCUGGCUGUGCCGCCGCCGGCUUCCUGUCCAUGUUCGGCGGCGAGCUGUCUGUGUAUACGCUGAUGGUGAUCACACUGGAGCGCUGGCACACCAUCUCCCAUGCCAUGCAGCUAGAGCAGCGGCUGGGUUUGGGCAGUGCGGUGCUCAUCAUGGCAGCUGGCUGGCUCCUUAGCCUAGCAGUGGCACUGUUGCCCCUACUGGGUGUCAGCAGCUACCAGAAGGUAAGCGUGUGUCUACCGAUGGAUAUCGAGGCCCCACUGUCCCAGGGCUUUGUCAUCAUGCUCCUCCUUCUCAACGUGGUUGCCUUCCUGGUCAUCUGUGCCUGCUACAUCCACAUCUACCAGGCGGUACGCAACCCUGAGUUCGCCAGUAGGAGGGCGGAUGCCAAGAUCGCCAAGCGCAUGGCGGUACUCAUCUUCACGGACUUCACCUGCAUGGCUCCCAUCUCUUUCUUCGCCAUCUCCGCCGCCUUCAAGGUGCCCCUAAUCACGGUUACGUACUCCAAGAUCCUACUGGUGCUCUUUUACCCCAUCAACUCCUGUGCCAAUCCCUUCCUGUACGCCAUCUUCACCAAAGCCUUCCGGAGGGACAUUUUCUUGCUCAUGAGCUCACUAGGAUGCUGCGAGGGUAAGGCCAGCCUGUAUCGCACCAAGGCGUAUUGCUUGGACAACAGUGCCGGCAAGCAGAACAGCAGCACAGCUGCGCUGAAACAGAACUCACACAAGAGGUCCAAUGCCAACGCACCCAUUCCUGAACAAUAAAAAUCAAGAAAACACUACAUCACUUUCAAACACUUGGGUUAAAAUGACCUUUGGGAAAAUGACAUACUGAUGUAGAAUAGAUCAAGUCUUUUCUCAUGCCUCAUUUGAAAUUUACUUGAGAAACUUACUUUAGAAUUAUAUCUAAAUGUCAAUUUUAUUGUGCAGUGUUUCAUUUGAAGGAUCUUCAUUAUGGCAUUUUACAUUGUCCUGUAUUGAUCUACACACAUUUUACAUGACUAUUCAGGUGUACAGAUAUUGUACUUCUUUGUAAUAUACUGUAACAUUGUGUCUGGUUAUUCUUUACUAAAAUGUUAUAAAGUCAUUCAGAAUUUCUAAUUUUGUUUGUCAUGCAAAAGAUUUUUUUUCUUCUGUGACACGGCAAAGCACUUUUUCAAAUACAAACAGGUAUGAGGCUUUACUCCAUCAUUAGUCUAUGCUGCAUGUAUUCACAGGCUACAGGAGUAAUUGUGUAAAAGCCAUGCAUGUGGCCACUGUCUACUGAAUAGGCUAUUAAGUAUAAAAAAGACUUGGAGUGUUAUAUGUGAGGAUUUGUCUGAGGUCACCCAUUCACUCAGGCUGGUAAGAGAAGGAUGGGACCCAGACAUGUGACUUGAAGUACCCAGAAAGAGUCUCAAGAAGACCUAAUGUACUGUCUAGGUUGCAUGUAUUGGAAAACUGCGGUGGGGGUUGAAGUUGCUUCUCUGCUCUCUCAUACUGAAACUGUUCACAUAUAAAUUACUCUAGAAUAUUGAUAUGUCAGUUUGACUGCAGUGUUCUUUUCAGUUAUUUAAAUAUACUUGUGUAAACAUUAUAAAGUGUUGCGUACAGUUGGAAAAAAAUAAAGGGAAUUUUAGAAAAUU
Brienomyrus brachyistius is the source of this 3021-nucleotide messenger RNA. RefSeq names its product luteinizing hormone/choriogonadotropin receptor (gene lhcgr). The coding region runs from base 17 to 2161 and encodes 714 amino acids. Gene Ontology annotation, cellular component: membrane. The transcript is spliced from 11 exons. NCBI's taxonomy places the organism in Eukaryota, Metazoa, Chordata, Actinopteri, Osteoglossiformes, Mormyridae. Gene Ontology annotation, biological process: male gonad development; phospholipase C-activating G protein-coupled receptor signaling pathway; ovarian follicle development. Gene Ontology annotation, molecular function: luteinizing hormone receptor activity. The record is from RefSeq and is a predicted model, not a curated record.